Messenger RNA from Solenopsis invicta (red fire ant), 2010 nucleotides. RefSeq names its product alkylated DNA repair protein alkB homolog 8. Gene Ontology annotation, molecular function: nucleic acid binding; S-adenosylmethionine-dependent methyltransferase activity. The transcript has 8 exons. Lineage: Eukaryota; Metazoa; Arthropoda; Insecta; Hymenoptera; Formicidae. The coding region runs from base 199 to 1992 and encodes 597 amino acids. The record is from RefSeq and is a predicted model, not a curated record.
CAACGUGCGUUUAUUUUCUUUUUGUUUCAUAUUCUAUGCAAUAAUUUGUAUAUAGGUUAUGUGUCAAAAAAUGCCUCAAAGGUUAUGUCAUGCAUGAGAUUAUCUGAACAGGUUGUAAAAGAAUAAUUGUAAAACUGAUGAAGCGGCACUCUUGUGGUGAAACCCUUUUCUCCUUAAGGUAUUUAAACAUCGGAAAUUAUGCCUCCAAGUGACGAGACGAGCGUCACGAUCAAAGAGAGGAACGACAGGAAGAGCGUCCGCAAACAGAAACGUGCUUAUCACAGAUUGCUCAGAGACAUGAACAUUAAAUGUACCGAGCACCCUACACAGCAUUUGAUGAUAUGCAACGGUGGUCUAGUUACCGGCAUCAAGAGGGAAACGUUGCAAUCCGUGUUGGACGCGCUGAUCUCUAAGUACACUCUGACAAUGCCGCCGGGCAAGUCGUACUGUUUCAUGACGUGCAAUUCGAAGGAAGAUGCAACAUGCGUGUACAAUUACAUUCAUGGACGGAUUAAGCUUCCAGGCCAAAAUGGCCCAUUAUAUGUAUGCUACACUGAAACAGUUUUCAUCACAGACUAUGUUGAGUCUAGCUCUGUGUUUCCCCCUGGUCUUAUGUUAAUAGAAAAUUUCAUAACACAGGAGCAAGAAGAAACUUUGUUAGGAACGCUCAAUUGGGAUGAAUGUGAAUCAGUCUCAUCACAACUGAAACACAGACAAGUAAAACAUUUUGGAUAUGAGUUUGAAUAUGGCACAAACAUGGUGGAUCCUGACAAACCUAUUCCGCCGAUUCCCGAGGACUACAAGUUUCUACAGACGCUAUUCAACAAGCAUGGUCACAAAUACACUUACGAUCAGUUGACCAUCAACAAGUAUCUAUCUGGACAAGGUAUACCAUCGCACAUCGACACACACAGUGUCUUCGAGGACACGAUAUUAUCUUUAUCACUAGGAUCUGCUUAUGUCAUGAAUUUCAAGAAGGAAGAUCAAAAGAUCGAUGUCCUCCUACCAGCCAGAUCUUUGUUGAUUAUGACAGGAGAAGCGAGAUAUGCAUGGACGCAUGGCAUCUGUCCUCGUCACAGUGAUAUAGUCAAGACGGAAAAUGGGACCACGACGAGAGAACGUGGUACCAGGGUGUCCUUCACCUUUAGGAAAGUGCGACGAGGCAAAUGCCACUGUGAUUUCAAAAAUUACUGUGAUACUGCAAAACGUGAUACUUUCAUCGACGCCGAAGCGGCGUCGGGAUUGGAAAAUUCGUAUGUACAUAAGGUUUACGAAGAAAUAUCUAAUCACUUCAGCGAAACGCGACAUAAACGAUGGCCCAAUGUAACCAAGUUCCUCGAAGGUUUGGAAGAGGGUACAUUGUUAUUGGAUGUGGGUUGCGGAAAUGGCAAAUAUCUUUGCGGAGAUCAGAAUGUAUAUAAGAUGGGAUGCGAUUACAGUUCCGGAUUGAUGGAUAUAUGUCGCAAACGUGGCUUCGAGGUUCUUCAAUGCGACUGCUUGUAUUUGCCGUAUAGAGACGACUCCAUGGACGCGGCAAUUAGCAUUGCGGUCAUUCAUCAUUUAUCUACUCGGGAACGAAGGCAACGUGCCAUUUCUGAGAUGGUUCGAGUGCUGAGACCAAAGGGUAGAUGCUUGAUCUAUGUGUGGGCGAUGGAGCAGCGCAAGAAUUCCGCGGAUUCGCUCUAUCUGAAGUACAGCAAGAAGAGCAAGGGAACUGAGACGAUCGACCGGAGCGAAAUCAAUCACGAAAGAAUCUCCGAGUGUCAUUUAACGUUGCCGAUUCACGAAAAUAGAACGAACUUUACUCACAGCGAUAUGUUGGUUCCCUGGAAGAAGAAGAGCGGCGAAUGCUUUCUGAGAUAUUACCAUGUAUUUCAGGAAGGCGAACUCGCGAAACUGUGCACGGAAAUAUCCGCAGCAGCGAUCAGGGAAAUGUACUACGAUCAAGGUAAUUGGUGCGUUAUUUUGGAAAAAUGUACAGAGAUCAAAUAAAAAUUAGAUUGAUCUAGA